Messenger RNA from Rubroshorea leprosula, 1496 nucleotides. Lineage: Eukaryota; Viridiplantae; Streptophyta; Magnoliopsida; Malvales; Dipterocarpaceae. The record is from the annotation of a GenBank genome assembly.
AUCUCAAGAAAUCAAUGUUAAUCCCAGGCUAUAUAUGGGGAGGAAGCUAGUGCAUAGUGCCGUGUGGAGAGUAGACCGAACUAAUAUUGCAACCAACAAUGAAAAUGGAACUCAUUCCUAUUCCUUAUGCCCCACUCAUCCUCUUCUACCCAUAAAUAACUCUUCUUCUUUUUCUAUUACUACUACCACUAUUGUUGACAUUCCAAGCAGAGUAAACCUGCUGAAGAGAUCUCUGUCGAACAUCUUACCUGACUUCUACCCACUGGCCGGAGUAAUCAAAGAUGAUUGUUACAUCGACUGCAAUGAUGAAGGAGCUCGUUUUAUCCAAGCUCGAGUCAAUUGUCACUUCAAAGAUUUUCUCACCCAACCUGACCUUCUUUCACUCAAUGAUUUCCUUCCUUGCGGAUUCACUGGGAAGGAACCCCUUGCAGGAACUCAUGUAAGUUAUUUUCAAGUGAACAUCUUUGAAUGUGGAGGCAUGGCUAUUGGGAUAUGCAUUUCGCAUAAGAUCCUUGAUGGUGCUGCUCUUAGCACCUUCCUCAAGGCGUGGAGUGCUACCUCUCGUGGCUGCAGUGGAGAAGCUGUGCAUCCCAACUUCUUUGCUUAUACGUCUGAUCUCUUCAUCCCAGCAACCAAUGUAGAUUCUUCACCCCUCCUGUCGAGUUCUUUAGUGAAGAAAGGGAAGUGUAUCACCAGGAGAUUUAUGUUUGAUUCUACGGCUAUCGCCACACUCAAGUCCCAAGCAAGUUGUUCGAGCGCAGAAGUCCCAACUCGGGUUGAGGUCGUUACCGCCUGCAUAUGGAAAUCCGCCAUGGCUGCUUCGAAGGCACGAGUCCGCUGGCAAAGGCCAUCUUUAUUGUGCCACUUGGUGAACCUACGUAGAAGAAUAUCGUCGCCGAUCCUGGCGGAGAAUUCCAUAGGAAAUCUCCUUUGGAUUGCAGCGGCAGAACACUACCCAAAUUCCAAAAUGGAUUUGCAUUACUUGGUGGGUAAGUUGAGGGAAGCAAUAUCGAAAAUCGACAGUGACUUUGUGAAAAAACUCGUGGGUGGAGAACGGAAACCUCUAAUUACUGAGUCUAUGAGGGAUUCCAGAGAUGGAUUCGAUUACUUUGGUUUUAGCAGUUGGUGCAGAUUCGAUUUCUAUGGAUCUGAUUUUGGGUGGGGGAAGCCAGUAUGGGUUAGCAGUAUUGGGUUAAAGGGAUCCGUGUUCACGAAUAUGAUCGUUUUAGCGGAUACAAUUACCGGUGACGGCGUGGAAGCAUGGGUGAGCUUGGAGGAAGAAGACAUGGCAAUCCUGCAACGUGAUCCUGAGCUUCUCAGUUUCGCUUUGUUGGACCCCAGCCCUCUGGUAAUGGACUCGAGAGUCAAUUGUUAGCACCACAAAUUCUUUGGAGCUUAUAACUUUUAAAACAUUUCUUUUUGGUGUCUUGGUUUUGUUUCAAUCCAUUUAGCAAGAGCAGAGAUGAUCAAAACAGCUAUAAAAGGUCAUGUUUGAG